AUGAAUGUGGCAGUAGUGAAAGAGACCCAGAACAUGCUCAGCAAAGUAAUAAAGAAAACUCCUCUCCCUCAGAAACUGCUGAACAGACCCCCGUUUCGAUUCCUCCAUGACAUCUUCACUGAGGUCAUCAGGACCACUGGUUUUAUGAAAGGCCUGUAUGAAGAAAAUGAAAUGAGUCCAGAGAACAUUAUGGAAAGGCAAUCCAAGAUAGCCUUCCUCCAGAAAGCCAUAGAUGUUGUGAUGCUGGUGAGUGGUGAGGCCCUGCUCGCAAAGCCAGCAGAGAUUGUAGCUGGUCAUCAGCCUGAGAAAACCAAUGAGCUGCUCCAGGCCAUCGCCAAGUGUUGCCUCAACAAGAUGCCAAGUAAUGAUGCAGUGAGGAAAGUACUUGGUGGAAAAAAGGUGGACAUGAAGACCAAGGCCAUCACAUCCAGGUCCCAGGGCAAUGGAAAAAUGAACGAGAAGAAGGAAGAAUGUGAACGUCACCUGAGUAGAGAGGAUAGCAGAAAGAUUACAAAGCACAGUUGCAGGGCUAACCAUCUCCCAGACGAGCCCAAAGAGCAGCAGCGCCGACCAAGAGAUGUGGAGAAGAAGAACCACAGGGACAGGAAAUGCUCUGACAACAAUCUGCACAGUGCACAGGACCAUGGCAAAGAAUGUGACAAAUUCAAGAGCCAAGUGCGAGACGAAGACAGAGACAAAGGGCAAGAUAAAGACAGGCAAAAUUUGAAGGACAGAGAGAUGAAUCGAGAAAGGGAAAAGGACAUGGAAAUAGACUCCCCCAGAGUUAUGGAAAAAGACAAGAAAAAACAAAGAGACAAAGAGCGGGAGCGUCCCAAACAGGGGGAAGAGAGCAACAAAACUGUAAUUAGAAAAAGUAAUAUCAAGGUAUCAGCCGAAACAGAGGGCUGGGGCAAAACAGCCCAACCUGUAUCAGCUUCUGAAAAUCCAGGUAGAAAACCCCUGCUUUCAUCUGCGGAAGGGCUGAGGCAAAGAUGUACAAUUAGAGAACAAGAUGAAUCGGUCAGUGAGGGAUUCAGAGAUGCACAGUUAACUCAGAGCUCUGUUCCUCCAGAAAAUGGGGACACUGUUGUCUCUUCAGUGCUAUCUGACAUGGCUCCUAGAAGGGCUUACCCAGGAACUCUUUGGUUCAGGAGACAGAAGACUUACGCUGGUAUGACUUUAACUUGGAGACUCCUUAGUGCCAUAAACCCAGUACCUAUUAUAAUGGAUAGGGAGAAGAUCUCUGAGGAUGAGGAGGGUGAAGAUAAGCAAUUUUUCAAGGAGGCGGCUGUCCAUCCACCCCCACAUGCUCCUGAUAUAAAGGUAAACUUGUCGCCACCAUGCCUCGAGUCCAAAGAGCAGAACUGGGUGUCUGAAGCAGCAUUGAAUAGAGAAGAGGAUGCAGUGACGAGGGAAGUCGAGUGGCUGCAUUUAUCCAUCCAAUCGGUUAGCUGCAGUUUCCUUCCUUUAGGAAAGAUCAUGGACAACAUCCUGGAGGAACUGGAUGCCAUGCUGGCUGAACAUUACACUUGGUGGCAGGUUAACAAGGAGCAUGCACAGGCCUUACUAGAGGAGCACAGAGCGACUAACCCCAAUUUGGAUCCUCUGAAAGCAGAACUAGCUGAGCUGGAGCAGCUGACUGCAGACGAACUUGACAAGAUUUGUGCUGUAAAGUCCAACAUACUGAAGAAUGAAGAGAAAAUCCAAAAGCUGGUGACAGGAAUUAAUGUCUCUUACUCAACCUGA
Molecule: messenger RNA, 1746 nt
Organism: Pleuronectes platessa (European plaice)
Lineage: Eukaryota; Metazoa; Chordata; Actinopteri; Pleuronectiformes; Pleuronectidae
Product: TRAF3-interacting protein 1-like
Exons: 1
Coding region: 1-1746 (581 amino acids)
Biological process (GO): regulation of microtubule cytoskeleton organization; cilium assembly; intraciliary transport
Cellular component (GO): axoneme; ciliary basal body; centrosome
Molecular function (GO): microtubule binding
Source: RefSeq, a predicted model, not a curated record